Messenger RNA from Melopsittacus undulatus (budgerigar), 1485 nucleotides. Its product is annotated as peptidyl-prolyl cis-trans isomerase FKBP8-like. Lineage: Eukaryota; Metazoa; Chordata; Aves; Psittaciformes; Psittaculidae. The transcript is spliced from 5 exons. Gene Ontology annotation, molecular function: protein binding; protein folding chaperone; peptidyl-prolyl cis-trans isomerase activity. The coding region runs from base 1 to 1485 and encodes 494 amino acids. Gene Ontology annotation, biological process: negative regulation of apoptotic process; protein folding. The record is from RefSeq and is a predicted model, not a curated record. Gene Ontology annotation, cellular component: cytosol; endomembrane system; mitochondrial envelope.
AUGCCGGGACCCUCUCCCGGCGACUCCCCAGAGAGGGAGGUGGGGGCCGGCAGAGGGCAGCGGGGGCCCGGCCGGGGCAGGCGGGUGCGGUUCCGUCUGCCCCCCACCGCCAUCGCGCUGCCGUCGGUGCACGAGGAGGAGCAGGUUUUCUACCGGCGGCUGGAGGCUCUGGCGACCCCAGGCCCCGGCGGCUUCGGGCCGCUCUUCGCGGCCGACGGCUGGAGCGACCUGACGGAGGACCGGCUGCUGCGGAAGCGCGUGGUGAGGGACGGGCAGGACGGGCUGCGGCCGCGGCCGGGGCAGGAGGUGUCGGUGAAGGUGCUGGGCGCGCUGGAGGACGGAGCGCUGGUGGAGCGGGACCCGCGGCUCACCUUCGUGCCGGGCUACGGCGACGUCGUGCAGGAUCGGGGCGAGCAGGGGCUGGGCACGGGCAGCCGGUGCUGUACCCGCAGGGAGCCCGACGUGCCGCCCGAGGCGCCGCUGCUGUUCGAGGUGACACUGCUGGAGGUGCGGGACGGCCUCGAGCAGCAGCCGCUGCCGCCCGCUGCCCGCCUGCGCCUGGGAGCGCAGCGCAGGGAACGGGGCAACUUCCACUUCACGCGGGGCGACUUCCCGGCCGCGCUGCGCUCCUACCGCCUGGCGCUGAGCGCCCUGGACGGCCCUGCCGCCGCCCCCCCCGGGCCGCACGAGGAAGAGGAGCUGCGGGAGCAGCGCGUCAAGUGCUUCAACAACUGCGCGGCCGCGGAGCUGAAGCUGCAGCGGGUGGAGGAGGCGCUGGCGGCCUGCGAGGCGGCGCUGAGCAUCAGCCCGGACAACGGCCGGGCCCUGCUGCGCCGAGGGCAGCUGCUGGCGCAGCAGGGCCGGGACGCGGAGGCCGCGUUGGUUCUGAGGAGAGCCCUGGAGCUGGACCCUGCCAACGAGGUCUGUCCGGGCGGGGAGCGCUGCUCGGGGCCCAGCGGGACCGGCGGGGGUCCCUCCGCAGCCUCGGCCGCCGCAGCCGCUCUGCCGCCCGCAGGUGGUCCACGCGGAGCUGUCGCGGCUGGUGAAGCGCCGGAGCGCCCCGGGCCCCGCCGCCCCACAGGAGCCACCCCCCGGCCCGACGCCGCCGAGCUCCGGGUGCGCGGCCGCGCCGUCGGACCGGGCUGCCCGCGGGAGGGUCGGGGCCGGAGCCCGCUCGACGCCAUGGCGCUCACGGCUCCCGCCCCGCAGGGACCCGGCCCCGCCCUCGGCGGAAGGAGCGGCCUGAGCAGAGCCCGUCCCGAGGAGCGGCCCCACCGGGAGCGGAGGGGAGGCGGAGAACCGGAGACAGCGGAGGGAGCCGAGCGGACAGCGCCCGCCCCCCGCCCGACGAGGCCACGCCCCCUCCGUUGCGCCACGAAUGGGCGUGUCCCCUCAGGCACCGCCCACUGGCGCGUGGGCGCGGCUCCGGCGCCUGCGCUUCGGCUUCCGCCUUUUUCGCCCCCGACGGCAGCCUGGCAGCCGUAG